GCGCUGGCGGGGCCCUCGCCCCCCCCGCGGCGGCGGCAGCCGUCGGCGACCCAUGGGCGAUGGCUCUCGUGCUCGACGGGCGGGGCCUCUGCGACGUGAGCUUCGGCGACGCGCUCAAGCUCCAGACCGAGACGGCGCGUGCCGACUGGCCCGCGACAGGGCCCGGGACCGUGCUCUGGGUCCUCGGCUUCAUGCAGCGCAUGGCGGGCGGCUCCGUGGCCUGGCGCACCCGCUGGUUGGCGAUGAUGCAGCUCGGCGAGGACGACGAUAACGUCGGGCUGCAUGAGACCACGUGCCGCGUGAUCGAGACCGCGCUGCGCCGCGAUCAGACUGCGAUCUGCGAGCCGGCCUCCUUCGAGCACCUGGCGAAGGCGCUUGCGAAGAAGGCCAACUCGACCGACUUCGCCGCAGAGGUCGGACAUUUCUUCGGCACUGGCGAGACGAAGGGCAACUUGUGCACCAGCCCCGCCCUGAUGGACUGGAUCGCGGAUCAGAUUGGGAACGAAGCGGCAGUGGCGAAGGAGUUACGCAAGGCUCGCGAGGUGUCGACCAUCGCCAGCGCGACGUUUUUCCUCUGCCUCAUCUUCCCGUGGAUGGGCGUCGCCGCCAGCCCUUCGGACGCGCCGCUCGUCUGCGUGCCGCCAAAGGCAGCCUCUGCGGGGUACAUUGCGGGCAAGUGCUGCGAUGUUGAGCUGCCCGCCUACUCGGAGAGGGGCAGCGCCUGCGAAGCAUCACUCGUAGAGAUGCUCGCCCAGGCACCUGGCUGCGCUGGCGACAGCGGUCGGGUGCGCCCCUGCAGCAAGUCACUUGUGGCCUGGUCUGAGUCGACGAAGGCAGUCUACACCGCCGACGUCGUCUCCGAGGCCGACUCCAUCGCGCUGCAGGGCUGGAGGCAGAUUUUGCUGAAUCCCGAGUCGGCCGCGGCGGAGUUUCGGGAGUCGCUGGGGUUUUUGCGCACGCGCGUGGACCCAGGGCUUUGCCACCGGCCGAAGUCGCACGCCCAGUUUUUGAAGCAGAAG
Prorocentrum cordatum is the source of this 1019-nucleotide messenger RNA. NCBI's taxonomy places the organism in Eukaryota, Dinophyceae, Prorocentrales, Prorocentraceae. The record is from the annotation of a GenBank genome assembly.